Molecule: messenger RNA, 7691 nt
Organism: Phyllopteryx taeniolatus (common seadragon)
Lineage: Eukaryota; Metazoa; Chordata; Actinopteri; Syngnathiformes; Syngnathidae
Gene: pigk
Product: phosphatidylinositol glycan anchor biosynthesis, class K
Exons: 11
Coding region: 797-1948 (383 amino acids)
Biological process (GO): protein localization to cell surface; proteolysis; attachment of GPI anchor to protein
Cellular component (GO): GPI-anchor transamidase complex
Molecular function (GO): GPI-anchor transamidase activity
Source: RefSeq, a predicted model, not a curated record
UUGUGAACUGUCUCAAAAAAGGGAUAAAUUAGCUAAUGAUAACAAUUCAAAAAUAUACACUUUACCUAUAUAUAUAUUUUUUCAGAUUAGAUGGCAAAUUUUUGAAAGCCAGAAUCUCGUGUUUCUUUGGACUGGCACAAGACACAUCAAAUUUACCGAGACUCACACAGGAGCAGACAACGUGAAACAAUUCUCUUCAAUAAGGCCAUGAAUGGGGAAUAGCUUGCUUCUCCGAAUCUUGCGCCAUCGUCGUCGGUGCUCCCUGGUUCACGUUCCCCCACGUCUCUCCUGCCGCUUGUUUUUUUCCCACAUUUUACGUGGAUUAGAUUAAUCAAGACCUCAACUACAAAUUGACCUCAACUACAAAUUGACUUUACCGCUUUUGUUUUUUCAGUUUUUUCUUUUUACGUCACCUGCGAAUGUUGAAAAAAAGUAAUGAGACUUUAGACAAAGGAGUAGAAAAGAUGUUUUCAAAUAUAGGGAGUAAAAGCAAAAAUAAGUCAGUACUACAUACUUUAAGUAAAGUACAGAUAUAUGAAAAUCUACAUAAGUAGGUGACAGUAAGUAAGUAUUUGUACUUCAUUACUUCCUAGUCCUGUUUUUUUUUUUAAACAGAUAUUAUAUGACAGGGGCAACACAGUCAUGAUAUUGAACUAAAAUGAUUUGUUUUAUGACAGAUCUGACGUGACAGUCAUCGUUACGAGCUCUUAUUUUGACACGUACUAACCGGAAGUACUCAUUUAAUUUAGCCGGGGUAUUUUUUUUUCGCGUCCCUUCCUGGUGUCACUACCACACAAUGAAAAUUCCCACUCUCACAAUCUUAUUGAGCAGCCUUUUCUCAGCAGACGGCAUUCAUGUCCAGGACACUGCCGGGCAGUUCUUCAGCAGCGGUCACACCAACAACUGGGUGGUUCUGGUGUGCACGUCCAGGUUCUGGUUUAACUACCGUCAUGUUGCCAACACUCUAUCCGUGUACAGGAGCGUCAAGCGUCUCGGCAUCCCCGAUAGCCACAUUGUGUUGAUGCUGGCAGACGACAUGGCUUGCAGCCACAGGAACCCGAAGCCGGCCACCGUGUUCAGCCACAAGAACAUGGAGCUGAACGUGUACGGCGACGACGUGGAGGUGGACUACCGAGGUUACGAGGUGACUGUGGAGAAUUACCUGCGAGUUCUGACAGGGAGGCUUCCCGCUAGCACGCCGCGCUCCAAACGUCUUCUGUCUGAUGACCGAAGCAACAUCCUCAUUUACCUGACAGGCCAUGGUGGAAAUGGCUUCCUGAAGUUCCAGGACUCUGAGGAGAUCAGCAAUGUGGAGCUGGCAGAUGCCUUUGAACAGAUGUGGCAAAAAAGGAGGUACAACGAGCUGCUUUUCAUCAUCGACACCUGUCAGGGAGCUUCCAUGUACGAAAGGUUCUACUCUCCAAACAUCAUAGCUAUAGCCAGCAGUCAAGUCGGAGAGGACUCCUUGUCGCACCAACCAGAUUCGGCCAUCGGUGUCCAUUUGAUGGACCGUUUCACCUUCUACCUGCUGGGAUUUCUGGAAGACAUCCACCCCGCCAGCAAAACUAAUAUGAACGACAUGUUCAAAGUAUGCCCCAAGAGCCAGUGCGUGUCCACUGUGGGCCACCGUACCGACCUGUUCCUGCGAGACCCGGGAAGCGUUCUCAUCACUGACUUCUUCGGUAGCGUCCGCAAGGUGGAGAUCACCAUGGAAACCAUCAAUUUGACCGAGCCUAUCACGUUGGUGGAAGACAAUUCCAACAACGGAGAACUGCAAAAGGCGUCGCUCUCAUACGUGGAUCAGCUGCCGGUGUCUGAGAUCAUCCAUCAGAAGCCCAAACAGAAAGACUGGCACCCUCCCGAUGGCUUCAUCCUUGGCCUUUGGACGCUCAUCCUGCUGGUGUUUUUCAAGACGUACGGCAUGAAGCACCUCAAACACAUCUUCUGAGACAUUCGCCAUCAAUAGAGCGAGGAGCCGUUAAUAAACCGUAUUGAAAGGGAACCGUGAAAGAUGUACGCCAACACAACUGUGAGGCCAAUGUUAUCUAUUUUUUACACUGGGACAUUUGUUGAUGUUUUAUGUUUUUCUAUUUAAAAUGUGAUGUAUUUAAGUUUUAAGAGGAGGGGUUGCAUGCAAAAGAAGAGCUGCAUCAGGCUCAGGUGUCUUUGCACAAUUAAGGCUGGAUUUAUAUUGCAGGUCUAAGUGGGCAAUUUCCAAUUUAGCAUCUACAUGCAUUAUUUACUUUUGUCUAUAUGCAUAUUUUCAAUCACAGUAAUGUGCUAUUUGCAGGGAAUAACAAGGACGACUGAGUCCUGCCACAAAUAGCACAAAACUGAGUAAUUGAAGCCCCCCCCCCCAAAAAAAAAAGUUAAUUGCCUGUAUUAAUAGUUUAAACCAUAAAUAUAUCCCAAAGUAUGUCUACUAUGACUAGUCGUAAUUACAUUUUGAAUAUUUGGAAUUUGCAUUAAAGAUCACCCAAACUAUGAUCCCAAAACAGUCUAAUAUAAUUUCAACCCCAACAUGAGGCUUAAAAAGAAAGGAUUUACUGACUAUUUGAUUUUGGAAAAAUGCUCCGGAAGUUUGCAUAUUCAUGUGUAUACACAGGCAUCUAAGACUGUCUGUAACUUCCACUAACAACCCAGGCAAAAUUUAGCUCCUCUGCGACAUAGUCAUGAAAAAAAUUAUUUGACCACCCUUAUUUCUUCAGUUAGUUGUGAAUUUUAAUGCCUGGUACAACUAAAGAUACAUUGUAUACAUUUGUUUGGACAAAUAUAAUGAUGACAACAAAAAUACCUCAUAGGCUUUUAACAGCUGAUAACUAGCCAUUUUCCAUAGUUUUCUUGAUAGUAAUCAAAAUCACUGGGAAUAAAGUUAAGCUUAAAAUUAAGCAAAAAGGACAAAGUAUUAUGGAAUCAUCUCCAUUUUUGUUGUGUUCCUUGUAUUCUUCAGGUUAUAUACCUUUAGUGGUACCAGGCAUUAAAAUGAACGACGGAAGAAACGGGUAGUCUAAUAUUUUUCCUCAAUGACUGUGUAAAGCUCCUCUCGUGGGGAAUUACUGUCAUCCUUAUCCAAUGUUCCUGUGUUUACAUUACUGAACACCUGCAACAACCUACAUGGAUAGCCAUCCAAAAUGUAAAGUAUGUAAACAACUACAUAAGUGGCAACAUCGAGCAGCUUUGAUGCUUAUGAACGUUUUAGGGCCCGAAUACCAAUUGGAAUCGCUGUGUUAAUGAUCAUUCUGACCAAUUCAUCUCCUUUUUAGGGGCCUCUGCAUGCCCAAGAAGUCCCUAAUUUGUGCAAGACCGUGCAUCCCGGUAAACACUUUAGGGUACGAAAAAUGCUCACCACCCAAAAACAAAAACCCCUGAUUCCAUAGCCCUCCAAGGAACACAUCAGUUUCACCAAUUGACACCAAAUUGGGUGGGCAUGUCUAUCAUAAUAAGAUGCACUAAAAGGUCUCAAGGACUCAAUAGAGAAUUUGAACAGGAAGCCAGACAUUUUAGUUUGAAGCAGCCAUUUUGUGGGCUGGUGACUUAUACUUGGAAUUCGCCCAAAGAAGCCCCAACCAUAAGUGGUUAUCCUCGACAGAUGGAGGAUUUGCAAAAGAUUAUAAUUUCCAUCUUUGCAUGUUGAUGGAGCAUGGCAGUAAAGUUUGAAGACUCAGCUAACCAAAGUCCCAACUUGAAGACAUCAGAAUAAGAAUAAGAAUCAUCUUUAUUUUCCAAGUUAUGGCCAAAACACAAAAGGAAUUUGAAUCCGGUAGUUGGAGCUGUUCUAGUACGACAACAGACAGCCAUUUGACAGAAAAUACUUUUGAGGCAUAAAAACACAGUACAGAGAGUCACUGAGCGACGAAAGGUUGGCGGUAAUGUGGUAAUGCCAAUAAAAUAAAAAAAAUGUUGUUUUUUUUUUGUGUGAAAAUUGUGCAAAUGAUGCACAGUCCUGGAGUGAUUUAGAGCAGUUUGAAAUGACUAAUAGAGCAAUAGUCUAGUACAGUGACAUUUAUGCAAAUCUGGAACAGUGUCAAUUGUGGAAAUGGUGGAGAAGCACACUAGUGGCCAGUAUUGGUCAACAACAUAUAUGCCAAUAGUGCAGAGUGGCGAGACUACUACAGUGAGUGCACGAAUAAUGCAUAAUUAUUAUGCAGGAUGUGGAGGGUCCAAGAGGAUUUUGCAUGCUCUUGUCUUAGUCCUCAAGGGUGGGUAGGGGUGUACCGACAAUUUUUUCAGCAGGUUUGAUUGCCCAUUGCACUGGGAUGAGUUUGUCCUUCUUUUGGAAGCACCAAACCAGACUGAUGGAUGAAUACAGGACUGAUUCAAUGACUGCUGUACAGAACUGGGUCAACAGCUCCUGUGGCUAGCCGUGCCGCAGGAAGUACAUUCUGUGCUCGGCCUUUUUUAGGAUGAAGUUGAUGUUGAUCUCCCACUUGAGGUCCUUAGAGACUGUAAUUCUCAGGAACUUGAAGGUCUCGACGGUUGACAUGGGGCAGUUGGACAGUGUGAGGGACAGCUGUGGCGAAGGUUGCCUCCUGAAGUACACGAUCAUUUCUACAGUCUUGAGCGUGUUCAGCUCCAGGUUGUGUCGACCACACCACAGCUCCAGCCCCUCCGAGACAUAAGCGUCCCCUCCUCACAGAAAUGUCUGGAUGCGAUUUACUUUAUUUCUGACACUUCCGUUCUUACGAUUUGGCCAUUUUGCCCAUUUUCAACUGUCCUUCAAAACUAACUUGUUCUAGAGAUUUUGUCCGAUUGCUCCCCAGUUUAACCACAUAUAGUAGACAGAUGGACAAUGCUAAAUUGCAAAAUAAUUCAGUUUUCGCCUCUGCAUGUCGGCAGAGCGUGGCAGCGAAAUUUGAAGAGUUGAAAGUUAAAACACUCGGGUGCAAAACUGGGAGUUGUGUGACUUGAAACGUAGUGUAACUCCAGCCUAAGUGUGCACACAAGCGAGUCAUUGAAUAAGAAUUUAAUCACUUUUAGCGGAUGUUCUGCUCAGCAUAUUUUGUCUAUUUUUGUGUCCAAACUGCCGGGCCAGCCAGAAAAGGGGAAAAAGCGGGAUGGGGGCCCGUCUGAUUGGUGGCGACUGGCGCUGCUGAGAGAUGACUUGUUACGUCUCUGCUGUCUGGACGCAUUACACCCCCUGACCGUCAUAAUGUGGAUAACAAUCCCACAUAAUACAGUCGACUCUCUCCUAUUCACCAAAUUGCCCACCCUGCGGAAACAUCCAUUAACUUCCCAACUGUGUAGCGCUCCAACUGACGGCUAUUUCUGUGGCCGAUCACAGUCCUGCGGUGAGUGAAUGAUAAGCCAGUAAGCCCCGGUGGCCGUCCCAAAUGGAUCCUCUUUCAUGUAAUGGUCUUUCUUCAUUCCCCUCCCAUCCUUUCAUUCCUGCCGUGACACUACAUCACCGCCUCAUUGCCGGGAGGACUGAUUGAUGUUUAAAGCACACGGGCGCCUCCCCUCUCCAAAACCAGACAGCUGCUGCAUCAGCCACCCGGGUGCCUUUCUUCUUAUACAUUAUUAAUACCGGGCUCAUCUCUUCCUUGCUUUUCAGCCCCUUCUUUUUUAUUUCCUGCCAUCCAAUUCCCACAGCUUUCUCCCCCUUUUUUGGGUGGGGAAGCAUGUUUUUCUUCCUCAUUUUGGCGAGAUGCCGGUGCCCCGAUUAUAGAUGAAUCGCUGAAUCAAACUGAAUAAAUUUGUCUCAACUGCUCGUAACCGACAAUAAUGAGCUUCCCUAAUUACUCGGAGAUCCUCCCCUCCUUUGACCGCUACAAGCGCCUUCCUUGAAGUGAUAAGCCGGAGUACGAUUUUUUUGGCCAACUUGGCUCUCCGAAAGCUUGUUUGAACUCCAAAUUGUACUAUUUUUGGCAUGUGCGGCUGUACUCAGAACUACGAGGUCUGUCAGAAAGGUUCCAGGACCGAUGUCAUAGAAAGUCCAAUGUCACGCCUUCACGCACUCCUGAAAGGCUUCAUCCGGGAUCCUCUGCAUUUCCAUCGUCACGGCAAUCAUCCACAUCUUCAUAAUGGGUCCCCUUGAUGACCCCUUGAGCUUGGGAAAGAGGGGGGGGGGGGGAAGUCACACACAGCCAGGAUGGGUGAGUUGGGAGGUUGCUCCAGCACGGCAAAUGUUCUUCUCGGCCAGGAACUGUCUGAUGCUUCAGGGCGUUGUCAGCAGGCACAUUGUUAUCGUGACGCAGCCACAGCUUGUCGCCUCUUCUCAUGCGCUGAAUGACGUAAACGCCGCAGGAUCUUAUUGAAGAUGUGCUGGUUGAUCGUCAGCCCCACAGUCAAGGGGAAAAACUCUAGUUUUAGGUUUGAAAUAUAACUUUUGUGACACCAUUGCUGGAACCUUUCUGACACACUUCGUGCGCCAUCCUCCGUGCCCUCGAAACGCCGCCAUUUGUAAUCAAUAACACAAAACAAAAGUCGAGCUUGACAGAUUUUUCCAUGGGAAGUGAAGCUGAAGCUGAAGCUUUUCAGGUAACCUUUGUAAUAUCAUUUCCAAGGAUUUAAAUGGACAUUUUAGAGGUUAUAUGAUAAUGAAUUCUCCUUCUUAGUGGUAGGCGAUACUCAGAGGGGCUUUGCUUUGAAUGAAGCCAAACUGAUCUUUGUCCUUUGCUUGGAAAGAUUUCUUUUCCUGGUUGUAUUGUUUGCAUUUUAUGAUUGCUGUCCAAGGAAAACCCUCUGUGUCUAUAAAUUUUUUAUAAUAUGUGAUACAACAAUAUUUCCAUCUAGAAUACAUUAUAAAAUGUCACAACAUUUGGAGAUACCUGUUUUUCAUCAAUACAAAAAAGUCCUGUUUGGAGUUUUUCCUUCAUGUUGAGAAAUGUUUUUUUCCCCUAAAUAAUAUAUAAAGUCACAAAAUUUGAUAUAUCCGCCUAAGAAAAUCAUGAAAUUUGGAGAAUCUUUAUACUUAAACAAAAUUAGGCGACUCCUGCUUUUCAUAAACACUAAAAAGUUAUAUUUGGCCAUAGCUGGGUUUUUUUUUUCCAUAUAUCUUGAAAGAUUCGGAGAUAUCUGCUUAGAAUUCAGGAAUUUUGGAGAGAGACGCUUUUCAUGAAUACUAAAAAGUCAGAACAUGUGGCGAUGCCAGCUUUAAUUCAUCAGUUAAAAAGUCACAAAAUUUGUAUAUCUGUUUUUCAUUAUUCCGAAAAAGUUUGGAGGUACUUCUUUUGCAGAAAUACCAAAGAGUGACCACAUUUGGAGGUACAAUAUGCGGUGUUCAUCGGGCAGCAACAUUGCAUAAUUUGUCUGUAUGAUCUCAUGACACUAAAGACUUGACUGCUGAUUUUUGUCUGACAUUUUGUAUAACAGUGAAAGAUCUUUAUUAAUUAAAACAUUUUAAAUAUUUUUUUGGGGUGGUCUGAAACUUGGUCAGGUUGCCUGGAAUUUAAUCCAUCAACAAUGUUAAAGCAUCAUUUCAUUUUGACUGUUUCACCAACAAGCUUGUUGUUAAGACAUCACCACUGUCCUGUCAAAUUAAGUUUGAUCUAACAUGUCACAGAAUUGAAUAUCUUAUUGAUUUUUUUUUUUUUUUGAGGGGGAAGAUUUAGGAAUGAUGAUUAGAUUUUGGCAGACAAGGUCAACAUCUUCAGCAUCACUCCUCCCUUCCCGCCAGUCAUAAUGGAAUUAUUCUUAUGCCAUGAAUGGCUUUUAUUGAUUGACUUUUCAAAAUAAAUUGGCAUAAAAUAUGG